GCGUGCUUACAUGGCAACAUGACGACGCCUGCGGUAUCACUGGCAGCAUGCCUUCUUCAUCCAUUUACGCCAAUAUAUUCCGUAUAUAUCUGACGACGGAACACGGUCCUGAGAAGUUUUCAAAUGAGCUAUCAUCUCUUUAGGUGUUCUUUCAAAGCAUCCACCAUGAUCUUCUCGUUACUUCUCGUAUCCCUGACAGCCGUCGCUCGCGCUGCCGUUCUCGUGGAUUUUCAGGUUGCUCAGCCUGUCGUUGUACCCAGUAAUGUAAAGCAAUGCACGGUUCAAGUGCUCCGACGCGAUUUCGCGUUUUCUUUUGGCGACGCUGAAGUUGUGGAGCUAGUGCCUCCCACGGACUGUGGUUCCGUUGGGUCUUGGUCGGCUAUAACUCUGAAUCUGACGGUAACUUCCAAUGGAACUCAAUUCGACCGACUCGGUAUUUUUACGUUCCAAAAUGUUGAGAUCUGGAGGACGUCUACGCCAGAGCCUACUCCAGGCGACGGAAUCAUUUGGACUUACAUCAAGGACGUUUCGCAGUACAUGCCGCUAUUCGAGACGGCUGGCACUUUCAUUUUCCAGUUAGAUAACCUCAUUGAGGCGGGUUUGGAUGGUAUAUAUUCAUCUGUGGUCCACGCAACCUAUUAUGACUCUUCUAAUCAGCAUCCUCCGGCCGACAAAGCUGACUUGAUUGUACCUCUCUCUACGCUAGCCAACGACACUGGAAAUGACGCUUCAGUGCCACCCGGCUUCUCGUUGAACAUCACUCUCCCUAUCAACACCGUGGAAAUAUAUGCUGAACUAUUUGCGUCCGGUAACGCCCAAGAGGAAUUCUGGUACACCAAUGCCGCCGACAAUUUUAUCUCUAGUCUCCCUGAUGGCACCACAUUUGGCCAAGGGCCUUUCCGUGAAGUUCGUUUACUUAUCGAUGACCAGGUAGCCGGCGUCGCAUUCCCGUAUCCUGUCAUCUUUACUGGUGGUAUCUUACCGUCGUUCUGGAGACCAAUCACCGCAUAUGGCGCCUUGGACCUUCCCACUUACUUCCUUGAUGUAACUCCAUUUGCACCCUUGCUUUCAGAUGGUAAUCCUCAUAACUUUACCAUCGACGUUCCGUCUGCGGAAGCAGACCAUACCAUAAACCAGAACUGGUUUGUUUCGGGACUGCUGCAGGUCAUUACGGAUUCCUCAUCGGGGCGGACUACUGGCAACAUUACUAAAUAUGCUGUCGAGCCAUUCGCAGCGACGUCUGUUAGGGGAAGUGCAUCCGAGUCAGAAUUCGACGUCGAAAUCAUUGUUCAGGCCACGCGGAGUGUGCACAUCGAGGCCGAUGUCAUAAGCGGGAGUGGCAAAGCUACCCACGUUGUUUGGACCCAAGAUAUGAGCUAUUCUAACUUCCAAAGUUACACAAACGAGGCAUUGACUCAGUUUGUAAAACAAACAGCUACGGGAGACAUAAGUUCCACCCACAAUGGUGUUUCUGUUGUUGCUGAUUCGUUCUCUUAUCCUCUUGAGCUUAAUAUCACUUUUCUGACUCCUGAAUUUACCAGCUGGACCUCUGAGGUCGAUCAUUCGUACGAUCGGACGGUACAAGCGAGCCCCCUGGUAUUAGGGACUACGAUCCAUAAUCAUCAGAUAACUACUGGCUUUUUCCAAACAGCUUCGACUGGCAAUACUGGCAAUGGAACAAGCAACAACACGUUUACUUAUAGUGACACUGCCGGGAACACAUAUCAGAGGAUCGUGGAUGCGGCGCUCAAUAAUAUCACUUUUGACAGAGAAAGUGGAAGUCUUGCACCUGCUAAUACUCCAGUGUUAGUGCAGGCGUUGCAAGCUAAUGACGGAAUGUUUGCUCCUGCGCGUUUGCCUGGGAAUAGUGCAUGACGAGCAGUAGUAAUAGUUCAUAAGUAUGGGAUACUUUAGUCGCAAAUUGAGCUUUCUGUUUAUUCGGCUGUGUCGGCCCGGAUACGGUCAAUGAG
This is a messenger RNA of Guyanagaster necrorhizus, 1970 nucleotides long. RefSeq lists its product as uncharacterized. The coding region runs from base 124 to 1875 and encodes 583 amino acids. The record is from RefSeq and is a predicted model, not a curated record. The transcript has 15 exons. Lineage: Eukaryota; Fungi; Basidiomycota; Agaricomycetes; Agaricales; Physalacriaceae.